Molecule: messenger RNA, 450 nt
Organism: Cadophora gregata
Lineage: Eukaryota; Fungi; Ascomycota; Leotiomycetes; Helotiales; Ploettnerulaceae
Gene: RPL28
Product: 60S ribosomal protein L28
Exons: 3
Coding region: 1-450 (149 amino acids)
Biological process (GO): translation
Cellular component (GO): cytosolic large ribosomal subunit; ribosome
Molecular function (GO): structural constituent of ribosome
Source: RefSeq, a predicted model, not a curated record
AUGCCUACUCAUUUGAGCAAGACCCGCAAGCACCGCGGACACGUCUCGGCCGGUCACGGUCGUGUAGGCAAGCACCGCAAGCAUCCAGGUGGUCGCGGUCUUGCUGGUGGACAGCACCACCACCGAACCAACAUGGACAAGUACCAUCCUGGUUACUUCGGAAAGGUUGGUAUGCGAUACUUCCACAAGCAGGGCAACCACUUCUGGAAGCCAGUUAUCAACUUGGAUAAGCUCUGGUCCUUGAUCCCCGCCGAGAAGCGCGACAAGUACCUCACCUCCAAGAAGAGCGACACCAUCCCCGUCCUCGACCUCCUCCCCCUCGGCUACAGCAAGGUCCUCGGCAAGGGCAGACUCCCAGAGGUUCCUCUCGUCGUUCGCGCACGGUGGUUCAGCAAGGAGGCCGAGCGGAAGAUCACCGAGGCUGGUGGUGUUGUUGAGUUGGUCGCAUAG